Molecule: messenger RNA, 1119 nt
Organism: Triticum turgidum subsp. durum (durum wheat)
Lineage: Eukaryota; Viridiplantae; Streptophyta; Magnoliopsida; Poales; Poaceae
Source: the annotation of a GenBank genome assembly
AUGCAUGCUACGGCUAUAAAUACCGGCUCACGCUGCACUCCUAUAGCAUGUGUGCUCAGCGCUCACUCGUCUCUUCUUCUUGUUGUUCCUGUCAUCGAUCACUCGAGCACAGUACUUAGCAAGUUAGCGUCGAUCACUGAGCCAAUUAAGAUGGGUGCUGUCAAGAACCUUGUGAAGCUCUUGAUCCUCGUCGAGGUGGCCGUGGCCCUGGCGGGGCCCGGCGUCGCCGCGCUCAGCAUGGACUACUACGGCAUGAACUGCCCGUUCGCCGAGUACAUCGUCCGGAGCGUCGUGAGUGAGGCCGUCAUGGGCGACCCCACCCUCGCCGCCGGCCUCCUUCGGCUCCACUUCCAUGACUGCUUCGUCCAGGGAUGCGACGCGUCCGUGCUUCUGGACGCGGCGCCGGGCAGCAAGGCGGAGAAGGACGCGCUGGCGAACAAGAGCCUGCGCGGGUUCGAGGUGAUCGACAAGAUCAAGGACACCCUCGAGGCUCAGUGCCCCGGCGUCGUCACCUGCGCCGACAUCCUCGCGCUGGCCGCCAGGGACGCCGUGCUCAUGGUCGGCGGCCCCUACUACGACGUGCCCCAGGGCCGGCGCGACGGGAGACGCUCCGUCGACACCGACACGCUGACCGCGCUCCCGUCGCCGUUCCUCAACGCCUCGGCGCUCAUCACCCUCUUCGGCACCCACGGCUUCAACGUGCAGGACAUGGUGGCGCUCUCCGGCGGGCACACCCUGGGCGUGGCGCACUGCCCGUCGUUCACGCCCCGCCUCAAGUUCGAGGCGUCCACGCUGGACGCCGGGUUCGCGUCGUCGCUGGCGGCCACGUGCAGCAAGGGCGGGGACUCGGCGUCGGCGACGUUCGACCGGACGAGCACGGCCUUCGACGGCGUCUACUUCAAGGAGCUGCAGCAGCGGAGGGGCCUGCUGAGCUCGGACCAGACGCUGUACGAGUCGCCGGAGACGCAGCGGCUGGUGAACAUGUUCGCCAUGAACCAGGGCUACUUCUUCUACGCGUUCGCGCAGGGGAUGGGGAAGAUGGGGCAGAUCGACCUCAAGGAGGGUGACCGCGGCGAGGUCAGGAAAUCAUGCAGGGUCGUCAACAAGCCCAGCUGGUAA